GGAGCUGACCCGGAAUCGCUGGAGGUGUGGUGGCGGCGGUGGCGCGACGCUCACCUUGGUGAGCGGAGGCGCGGGCUGCGGGCGCCAUGGUCUUCCUCACGGCGCAGCUCUGGCUGCGGAACCGCGUCACCGACCGCUACUGGCGGGUCCAGGAGGUGCUGAAGCACGCGCGGCACUUCCGGGGGAGGAAGAAUCGGUGCUACCGGCUGGCAGUCAGGGCUGUGACGCGAGCGUUCGUGCAGUGCACCCGAGCCCGCAGGUUGAAGAAGAGGAACCUGCGGACGCUCUGGAUCAGUCGAGUUACAGCUGCUUCCCAGGAACACGGCCUGAAGUACCCAGCAUUCAUCCUCAACUUGAUUAAGUGCCAGGUGGAGCUCAACAGGAAAGUACUUGCAGAUCUAGCCAUCUACGAACCAAAGACUUUUAAAUCUUUGGCUGCUUUGGCCAAAAGGAGGAGACAGGAAGGAUUUGCUGCUGCCUUGGGGGACGGGAAGGAGCCCGAAGGCAUUUUUUCCAGGGUGGUACAGCACCUCUGAGGGGCAUGCUGACACCCACUGCCCUUUGAGGCGGAGCAUCUUAGGAAAAGUUUUUUUUUUUCCCUCAUGUGAUGAUUAUACUAAAAUAGGGACUAAGAGUUAUUUGUCAACAGUGAGUAAGUUUGAUUUGCAUUUGUGUUAAUUUACAUUUCAGUAACAGGCCUGAGAGAAAAGGCCUUAUCUUGCCUCUUUUGGCACGGGUUCAGAAAUCUCUCAUGGAUUGUGUAAAUAAAGUUUGUGUGGAACGCAAA
Messenger RNA from Balaenoptera musculus (blue whale), 787 nucleotides. It is a transcript of the gene MRPL20, whose product is annotated as mitochondrial ribosomal protein L20. The transcript has 4 exons. The coding region runs from base 87 to 536 and encodes 149 amino acids. NCBI's taxonomy places the organism in Eukaryota, Metazoa, Chordata, Mammalia, Artiodactyla, Balaenopteridae. Gene Ontology annotation, cellular component: ribosome. Gene Ontology annotation, molecular function: structural constituent of ribosome; rRNA binding. Gene Ontology annotation, biological process: translation; ribosomal large subunit assembly. The record is from RefSeq and is a predicted model, not a curated record.